This is a messenger RNA of Aureobasidium melanogenum CBS 110374, 489 nucleotides long. Its product is annotated as Sm-like ribonucleoprotein. The record is from RefSeq and is a predicted model, not a curated record. Gene Ontology annotation, molecular function: RNA cap binding. Gene Ontology annotation, biological process: deadenylation-dependent decapping of nuclear-transcribed mRNA. The transcript is spliced from 4 exons. Gene Ontology annotation, cellular component: P-body; Lsm1-7-Pat1 complex. The coding region runs from base 1 to 489 and encodes 162 amino acids. Lineage: Eukaryota; Fungi; Ascomycota; Dothideomycetes; Dothideales; Saccotheciaceae.
AUGGACAACAUGAACAUGCAGAACGCUCCUCCGCCGCCGCCGCUCGGUGGAGGCCAGAUGCCUCCGCCCAUCCCUCAAUUGCCCCCGCAAAUGUUCACUACAGCAGCACAACUGCUUGACUUGACCGACAAGAAGCUCAUGGUGUCACUUCGCGACGGCAGGAAACUGAUUGGCGUUUUGAGGAGUUGGGACCAAUUCGGAAACCUCGUUCUCCAGGACACAGUGGAACGCCUUUUCGCCCAGAACCUCUAUGCCGAUGUCGACCGUGGUCUCUUCCUUGUCAGAGGAGAGAACGUCCUGUUGCUCGGCGAAAUCGAUCUGGACAGAGACGACUACGUUCCCCCUCCAUUCCAACAAGCUCCCGUCGACCAAGUUUUUGAGCUACACAAGCAAGAGCAGGCCCAAAAGAAGAAGCAGGAGAAGACCAGACAUAAGAAGUUGGCCGCUUACGGUUUCGAGGGCGAGCACUCAGGAGAGGCUAUUCUGUGA